Molecule: messenger RNA, 1686 nt
Organism: Pocillopora damicornis (cauliflower coral)
Lineage: Eukaryota; Metazoa; Cnidaria; Anthozoa; Scleractinia; Pocilloporidae
Biological process (GO): protein homooligomerization
Molecular function (GO): protein binding
Source: RefSeq, a predicted model, not a curated record
GCUUUGAGCAGUUGAUUCAAAUGCAAAUUACUCGAACUCAGGCCCUUUUCGCAUGAUGCGUCCUUUCACAAUCAUGUCAUACAAAACCAUGCAAAGGUGAUAACUUCGCGUCAGAUUACCAAGGCUGUGUCUGCUUUGAGAUAACGAAACAAUUUGCGACCGUCUGUGCUAGAAAAUAUGAAUGACGAAACCCACUGUGAGGGUAGCCUUGGAGAAGAAGAUCAGCGUAAAGAUCAAGAUCUAAGCGAAGCUUUGAAUCAAAUAGAAGAAGCCUGCAAGGUAUUUAAGCGAGAGGCAGAGAAACUUCGCCAGGAGCGGGAAGUAGUCGACGCACUGUCUAAGAAAGUGGAGAACUUUCACUUUCCUUCGACAGUGAAACUCAAUGUGGGCGGACACAUCUUCGAAACAAGUCUUCAAACGCUGACCAAGGGCGCUCCAAACUCAAUGCUUGCCGCCAUGUUUUCAGGGAAAUUUGACCUGAAACCUGCAGAAGACGGCGCUUUCUUCAUCGACCGUGAUGGCACCCACUUCCGGUUUAUUCUCAAUUUUCUUCGCACUGGGACAUUAACUUUACCAGAAGAUGCUACAGUUUUUGAGGAAGUCAUGAAAGAAGCCAAUUUUUAUCAGAUCCAGGAAUUAGUUGACGCGCUUGAACGUCCAUAUGAUCCGACGCAGUCUCCUAUACUUGGUUUGAAAGUAGCCGAGCUAUUUGGAGAGUCGAUGAUUGUAAUAACUGAAGAGCAUCGAAAUGCCCUAAGGGAGUUUCUCCCUUCAGGAUGCGAAAACUGGCACCUUCUAUUCCGAGCCUCUCGCCAUGGUUUUAAGGCGCAAAACUUUCACUCCAGGUGCGAUAAUAAAGGACCCACGGUCACAAUUGUACAGAGUGGAGACUACAUUUUUGGAGGCUUCAUGGAAAUAUCAUGGGCUUCCGGUCCAGUUACGACUUUUGUGAAGAGCACACAAUCAUUCCUGUUCAGUUUGGUCAACCCUAGUGGUGUAGGACCGACUAAAAUGCCCCUCAUGAGUCAAAACCAAAAAUCUGGCAUGGUCGGUCAUAGUGGAUAUGGACCCACGUUUGGCAUCAAGGGUUCUUUGUUCUUUUCUAUCUCCAGAGAUCUAUUCAUCUCAAAUGAUGCAAACACAAACACAGAAAGCCACAGUGAACUCGGCACCUCUUACGAAUGUCCACGGGGGCAAGAGAGCUCCUUCUUAACAGGAGGUAAAUAUUUCUCCGUUUCCAAUUACGAAGUGUUUGGACUCCAGUGACUGACAACAAAAAAAUCAGAGAAGAUCUUUCACCAAUUAUAACUACUAGUAUUAGAUCUAGUAUAUUACGUCUUCCCCCGCCAAUUAAUGAUCUAAAUUUUUGAGUAUAGAAAUAAUUCUAUCAGGUGUGAAGGAUGUUUUAUCAUGUAGCUUGUGGGUUACAGUAAAAUGUUAUAAAAAAAUAUGUGCAGAGGCCGAAAUUUAUCUUGAGUGAUCUUAAGUAAUGUUGACAGCCACGAGAACCUUAGUGGUUCAACCCCCUUUGAAGGUCGAACAAACAUCAAACAUGGCAAGCUAAAUUAAGGAUUGUGUAGUUAUUAAAAAAAACGACUGAACUUUGUUUGAAUAAUCAGAACUUAGAAUUUAGUUUCACCUUUGUCUUCAUGCUUAUAAUUGAAUAAAGUGGCAUAUCAUAAUGGU